This is a messenger RNA of Cornus florida, 900 nucleotides long. Its product is annotated as PRA1 family protein F2-like. The transcript has a single exon. The record is from RefSeq and is a predicted model, not a curated record. Gene Ontology annotation, cellular component: endoplasmic reticulum; Golgi apparatus. NCBI's taxonomy places the organism in Eukaryota, Viridiplantae, Streptophyta, Magnoliopsida, Cornales, Cornaceae. Gene Ontology annotation, biological process: vesicle-mediated transport. Bases 127 to 720 code for a protein of 197 amino acids.
UGUUUGGUUGUCAUAGAAGUCAACGGUUUACUCUUCAACCCCAAAUCCGUUCACAGAGAGAGAGAGAGAGGAAACCAAAAAACCCUAAUCCAUUCGGUAACUUGAGAGAUCUUCUUCUGUUCUCCAAUGUCGUCAACACCACCAACUGGCUACACCACAAUCCCACCGUCCACCUCACCCACAUCCACCUCCACCGUCGACUUCAUCUCUCGCACCACCCACAUCCGCCAAUCACUCGCUGCCGCUCUACGCCCAUGGCGAGAACUCCUCCAUCCCUCCGCCCUCAGCCUCCCCUUCUCCUUCUCCGAAGCUACCUACCGUCUUAGGAUUAAUCUCUACCAAUUUCGCGUCAACUACACUAUCAUCGCUUUGCUCGUACUCUUCUUGAGUCUCUUGUAUCACCCCAUCUCUAUGAUUGUCUUCUUGAUCACAUUCGUUGGAUGGAUGUAUCUCUACAUCUUUCGCGACGAGCCUUUAUUGGUUCUCAAUCGAACGGUCGAUGAUCGGGUGGUUCUUGUUGGGAUGUCUUUGGUUACCAUCUUUGCCCUAAUUCUGACUCAUGUGUGGUUGAAUGUCUUCGUUGCUGUUGCGAUUGGGGCUUCGGUUGUUUGCCUUCAUGCCGCGUUUAGGGCUAUUGAUGAUAUUGAUGAUCAAGAAUCGCCGUACGGAGCGCUGUUUUCGGUUGUCGACAGUGCUGAUGGAGAGUAUAGCCCAGUUUGAUUGAAUCGCGGAGUGUUUCGGAUGGUGAAUUUGGGUCACAUGAACUGAAAGGAUGGUGAAUUAGGUUUGUACGUGAUUGUAGAUUUGGGAUAAUUCUUGCAUUCUUGCAGUUUUUUGUUAUAUACAAUUGAAUGUCUACAACAUUUCAACAUAAUUGAAUGUCUACAACAUUUUAGCAUC